AUGGCUCUUUUCUUUUCUCGUUCCGUCGAUACCCAGGAUGCAUUGAACUGGCAGGCAGCUUUCUUGAUUUAUACAUGGCGUUAUGACCUUGGGAGUUUGUUUGGUAGCCCAUCAAUCAAUCAUCUUGCGCAGAGUAUUAUGAAAUACAUUGCUCAAUGGAUAUCUAUUUGUAGGCACAUCCAUGAUUUUGUACAUGGUGAAUUUUCCCCACUAGGGCUUUCCUAUUUCCUAUUUCAGCUGCCGCCGCUUUUACGAGAGCAGGCUCAGUGUCAUCACGUGGUCAGUCCGUGA
Messenger RNA from Penicillium verrucosum, 291 nucleotides. RefSeq lists its product as uncharacterized. Lineage: Eukaryota; Fungi; Ascomycota; Eurotiomycetes; Eurotiales; Aspergillaceae. Bases 1 to 291 code for a protein of 96 amino acids. The transcript has 2 exons. The record is from RefSeq and is a predicted model, not a curated record.